This is a messenger RNA of Oenanthe melanoleuca, 3357 nucleotides long. RefSeq names its product kelch repeat and BTB domain containing 13 (gene KBTBD13). The coding region runs from base 3 to 1385 and encodes 460 amino acids. The transcript has a single exon. The record is from RefSeq and is a predicted model, not a curated record. Lineage: Eukaryota; Metazoa; Chordata; Aves; Passeriformes; Muscicapidae. Gene Ontology annotation, molecular function: protein binding.
GGAUGAGUCCAGAGGAGGAAGGCUCCCCGGCAGGGCCCCCGGAGCGGGUGCGUAUCCGGGUGGAGGAGCAGUCAUUCUCGGUGGAGAAGGCCUUGCUGGUGGAGAGCAGUGAGUACUUCCGUGCCCUCUUCCGCUCGGGCAUGAGGGAGAGCACGCAGGAGGAGAUCGGGCUGGGGGAGCUGAGCGCAGCCGGGUUCCUCGCCAUGCUGCGGGUGCUGGCGGGCGAGAGGCCCAUCCUUGGCAGUGAGGAGACCUUCCAGGCUGUGCAAUGUGCUGCCUUCCUGCAGGUGAAGCCCUUGGCCAAGUACUUGAUCCACUCCAUCAACUCUGACAACUGCAUUCUGCUGUACCAAGCCGCUGCCAUAUUCGGCCUCCUGGAUCUCUUCCACUGUGCUGCGCUCUUCAUCAGGGACAGCUACACUGAGCUGGAGGAGUACCUGGACUGCCUCUCCGAUGACCUGCUGGCCUAUGUGGAAGCCCUCCUACCCAGCACCUUUGUGGCAGUGGGAGCUCACACACCCACCUUCGAGUUCUUGGAGGACCUCUCCAGGACCAUCUGCUACCUGGACGAGGAGACCAACACGUGGAGAACCCUCUCCUGCCUUCCGCUGAGUGCCAGCACAUUCCUAGCCGGCAUGGCAACCAUGGAUAAUAAAAUCUACAUCGUGGGCGGCGUCUACGGGGCCAACAAGCAGGUGGUGGAGAGCAGCUUCUGCUAUGAUGCUGAUGACAACACGUGGAGCGAGUUCCCCAGCCCUCACCAGCUGCGCUACGAUGUCAGGCUGGUGGGCCACGAGGGCUACCUCUAUGCCAUCGGUGGCGAGUACGAGAAGAUCUCGCUCAAGUCCGUGGAGAGGUACGACCUGGCCUCCAGCACCUGGACAUUUGUCUCUGACCUGCCACAACCGAGCACGGCAGCGCCCUGUGCCCAAGCCUUGGGGCAGAUCUUCGUUUGCUUGUGGCAGCCACUGGACACCACUGUCAUCUACGAGUACGAGACCCAGCAGGAUGCGUGGCUUCCCGUCACCGAGCUCAAGCGGCACCAGAGCUACGGGCACUGCAUGGUGGCCCAUCGUGACAACCUCUACGUCAUGCGCAACGGCCCCUACGACGACUUCUUGCGUUGUGUCAUCGACUGCUUCAACCUGACAUCGCGGCAGUGGAGCGCCCUGCCCGGGCAGUUCAUGAACAGCAAAGGAGCUCUCUUCACUGCUGUGGUCAGGGGUGACACCAUCUACACUGUCAACAAGAUGCUGACACUGCUCUACUCUGUGGAAGAGGAGACCUGGAAGCAGAAGAAGGAGCGGGCAGGUUUCCCCCGCAGUGGCUCCCUGCAGACCUUCCUCCUGAGGCUGCCAAGACGUGACCAUGAUAUCGCAACGUAGCUGGUCCCCUGUCCCAUGUCAGGAUGCUCUCCUUGCACAUGGCCUCAGCUCUGCACUCACUGCUCCCUGGGCUUAUCUCCUCUAUGGAGCUGUGCUCAGGUCCAGGGAUGCAUCAUGUUGGACCUUGGAGGUGACAUGAGACCCUGCCAGAGGGACAGGGCAGCUGCUGUCUGCCUCUUCCUGCCCUGCACAGGCACAAAGUCCUGUCAGUCAUGAGCUCACAAGCAAGCUGUGUGCAGGACAUUGUGGCUUCUGCAGAGAACAGAUACCACAGAGAUGCAAACAUGGCAUUUAUUUAUUCUGAUUGCACUCUGAGGGUGUGCAGCAUUCCACCUCCUCUCUGCCUUGAUGGGAAAUCAUUCAUUACAUGCCGGAAUUAAAAGGAAAGCUAUAGAAAAGCUUCUCAUUACUGUGUUUUUCAUUACUCUUGGGUUUGGGGUUUUUUUCUCCCGUGCUUCUGAAGGAAAAUACCUCCUAACGGGGAUCUGUGUCAGGACUUGCUUCUGCCCCUUAAUGCUUUUUCAGCUGCAGCUCAGUUUCAGAGCCUUAACGUGGGAGUGCGGUUCCCACACAGUCUCACACUCCCCUGGGGAUUCUCUGUGGCUGCAGCGGGGUCCUGGGAGGAGGAGGGGAGAUGGGGACUGAAGAAAAGCAGCUCCUGGGCAUCAGGUGCUUAAUGUGCCAAAGGUUUUCUGGGACCUGGGAACCAUCAACCUAACCCCCUCAGGCCCUAGGACAGACCCAACGGGGUGGCAAGUGCUGGCCCUCAGCAGAGACUUGCUUGAGCCAAGUCAGGAUCUUUUGAGGACAUGGCAAAGCUUGGAAGCACAGAGAGUGCCAAAAGGGAAUGAGGGGGAGGGAGCCAUUACAUGGUAAUACCAGGCUUGCAGAGCUCCACAGCCAGAGGAGAUGUUCCCAUUAGAUCCCACCACCUGGUGUUGAGAGUUCACAGCCCUCUGGAGAAGGCUGGGGAGCACAGAGCUCCCCUUUGUGACCACAGAGACCAGGGCAGCAGCAAACCCAGAGCCCAGCUCAGCUGGUUUCCCAUCCAUGGGGCAGCUUUGGGCUGCCUGUGCUGUCCAGGCCGGGAGGGAGAGGAAGGGAUACCAGCUGGGAUGCCUCAAAUACCUCCGCUGCUGAUCCUCGCCAAGUUCUCAGCAUUUUCAAAACAGUUCCCGCAUUUGAGAAUAAACCCACUCAACACAACUGCAAACCAAAACAAACCAGAAAACCCCAGCUUGCACCCACAGCCAGAUGGAAAACCACUGGAUGUAUCUUGUCCCCAUUUGCUUUCUGCCACUGGGCCAGGUCACCACCCUGAUGUCACCUGGGAGGGGACUGCUGCUGGUGGAGCUGCAGGUCUGGUGGUGGCACAGGGGAGGCAGGGGACACUGACAGACCUGUCCCAGCUCUGCACUGUGGGCACUGUGAGCUGAGCAGCAUUGCAGUCCCCAGGUGGAAUGUUACAGCAACCCAUCAAAUCAAAUCAUUGUCCCCUUCCCAGACAAAGCCAAUUAACGUUUCAUGUUGUCUUCUCCUGGGGGCAGCACAUGGAAACAUGUUGCUUUAAAACAAUUUUAAGCUGAACAAACAGCUUAAACAUCCAUUAAAAUGAAGUUAAAAUAAUUCUGUUACUAAAAUAUUUAUGUUGGGCUCCUGUGGCCAGCCCUGGACCACAGAACUUGGCAGGCUCACCCCUUCCCUCCAGCUCCAACACCAAGUGAUACAACCUCCUCCCCACCUCCACAUGCUGCUUCUUGACAGUUCAGGGGUUUACAAAGAUAUUUGUCAACAAAAUGCAAAAGGUUUUAAGAUUUUAAGUGUAGCACUUGAGGGAAAGUGUGAGUCUUGGCAGGCAGCUGAGUAUGGCACGGAUGCUCCCAAGAGCCAUUUGUGGCAUCCAUCAAUCCAGACUGUGAUCCAGAAAGCAACACAAGAUAAUUGUAGGUGCAAAGGGAGGAAAAAAGACACA